Molecule: messenger RNA, 3471 nt
Organism: Chiloscyllium plagiosum (whitespotted bambooshark)
Lineage: Eukaryota; Metazoa; Chordata; Chondrichthyes; Orectolobiformes; Hemiscylliidae
Product: serine/threonine-protein kinase N2-like
Biological process (GO): signal transduction; protein phosphorylation
Molecular function (GO): protein serine/threonine kinase activity; small GTPase binding; ATP binding
Source: RefSeq, a predicted model, not a curated record
GGUCGGGAGCGCGCUGGGUUUAAAAAUAUUUCAAACGGCGUAUCCGUUAGUCGCUCAACUGUCUGAAGGGAAUAACCGAACACUACCAGCUUUUCGGGGAGGGGGAAAAGAAAUAAACUUGCUGAGGGAUGAUGGCGGGGGAGUGCAAGCAGAGCAAUUCCUACCAGCUGUUGAUCAACCAGAGGCUGGACCUGGAAGAAGGAAGUGAUCUCUUGGAUCCAGAUAUACAACAAAAACUUGAUGAAGUAAAAGAUCUGAUUCGACGUGAAAUACAAAAAGAGCUAAAAAUCAAAGAGGGAACGGAGAAUUUGCGUAAAGUGACAACGGACAAGAAAAAUCUGGCUCAUGUGGAAAAUAUUUUGAAAACCUCAAAUCGCAAAUUGAAACGUCUGCAUUGGGAACUUCAGGAGCUGAAUGCACGAAUUAUGGUUACAGAUCGGGACAUUCGGGGAGAUGGUGGAAUGUCUCCAGACCCCUGUUGCUGGGAGCCAUGUCUAACUCCUUUCAGCAGUCGAAUCACUGCUCUGAAAAGGCAGCUAAAUAUUGAAAUGAAGGUUAAGCAGGGAGCUGAAAACAUGAUCCAAAUGUAUUCAAAUGGACCAUCGAAGGAUCGUAAAAUGCUAGCAGCAGCGCAACAGAUGUUACAAGCCAGCAAAAUAAAGAUUGAUAUAAUCCGAAUGCAGAUCCUAAAAAUAAAUCACGCCAUUGGACCAUCUGAGGAUAACAGUGACAGCAUAGGAAUCAUCAGUCCUUUGGAGCUGCGAAUUGAAGAAUUGAGACACCAUCUCUGGGUUGAGUCUGCAAUAGCAGAAGGUGCAAAAAAUGCAGUGAAGUUGCUGGAAGGAAGGAGAAUCCAGGACAAGAAAGUUCUUUUUGAGGCACAGUCGCAAUUGCAGGAGUCAGUCCAGAAAAUGGAUCUGCUUCGCAUGUCACUAGAGUGCUAUCUGAGUGAGCUCCCUCAUGGUCACCCAAAACAUGAAGUUAUCAAAGAAGAGCUGGAAAUGGUGAAUUCUCCCUCAGCAGCACUAACUAGUGUUGGAGCAUCGUACCUCUCUGCAGCCUUUAUCAAAUCAGCUGCACUUACAGGUACAUUGGAAAUAAAGUUAAUAGGAUGCCAGCACCUCCUUGAAAAUGUCCCUGGUCGCUCAUGCGUAAUGAAUGCAUCACCCAGUCCAGGAACUCCUCUAUCAUCUGUUAAGUCACGAUCAGGGAUGAAUAUUCAUAGACGAAAUACAGCGCGUCGUUACUUAAAAUCAGAGGAACGAAGUACUGAAGCAAGUGCUGUUUUGAAACUGGACAAUCGAAUUGUGGGACAAACUCAUUGGUGUUCAGUGAAGAACCAAACGUGGGAUCAGACCUUCAGCAUUGAACUUGACAGGUCCCGUGAGUUGGAAAUAGCUGUUUACUGGCGGGACUGGCGAGAACUGUGCGCAGUAAAAUUUCUGAGACUCGAAGAUUUCUUGGACAACCAAUGCCAUGUGAUGACCCUGUGCUUGGAACCACAGGGGGUGCUUUCUGCAGAGGUGAUCUUCUGUAACCCUGCCAUUGACCGAUGCCCAAAGUUACGACGACAGAAUCGAAUUUUCCCAAAAGAGAAAGGGAGAAACUAUUUGAGAGCUUCACAGAUGAAUAUUAAUAUUGCCACCUGGGGACGUCUAAUGAUGAGUCUGCUACCUCCUUGUAGCAGCAUGACAACGAUGAGUCCACCAUUACCUCCAGCUGAGUCCAGUUUCACAUCUCCUUCUGGAGCACCAUGCACUUUCAGCACCUUGUCCCCAGAAUCAAGGGACUUUACACCUAUCAACCUAAACUUCAGCCCAGAGCCACCUCCCAAGCCACCUCGGCUUUUUAUAAAUGCUGCCUCAGAGGAACGGAUACUUUCACUUGCUGACAGCCAGAGUGCAAUUGGAAGCAGUACAGGCGUAAACCCACAGACUAACAAAGUCCUGGAGAUUCUCAACCCAGCUGGGGUUACUUCCAGAUUGCAGACCCUGCACCUUGAAGACUUCAAUUGUGUUGCUUUGCUGGGACGAGGUCACUUUGGAAAGGUUUUGCUAGCCCAACAUAAAUUGACUAAGAAAAUGUUUGCUGUUAAAGCCUUGAAGAAAGGAAAUAUAUUGUCUCGUGAUGAAGUAGACAGCCUAAUGUGUGAGAAACGCAUCUUUGAAACAGUAAGUUCUGUGCAGCAUCCUUUCCUUGUGAACCUCUUUGCUUGCUUUCAAACUACAAAUCAUGUUUGCUUUGUGAUGGAGUAUGCACCUGGAGGAGACCUAAUGAUGCAUAUUCGUUCCAAUGUCUUCUCUGAACCCCAAGCUAGGUUUUAUGCAGCUUGUGUUAUCCUUGGAUUGCAAUUUCUACACAAGAAAGAUAUAGUUUACAGGGAUUUGAAAUUGGACAAUUUGUUGAUGGAUGCUGAAGGUUAUAUUAAAAUUGGUGAUUUUGGGCUCUGUAAAGAAGGAAUGGGUUCUGGCGAUCACGCAAAUACGUUUUGUGGAACCCCUGAGUUCUUGGCUCCAGAGGUGCUGACUGAGACCUCAUACACACGAGCUGUUGACUGGUGGGGUCUGGGCGUGCUUGUAUAUGAAAUGCUGGUGGGAGAGUGCCCCUUUCCAGGAGAUGAUGACGAUGAGAUUUUUGAUAGCAUUGUCAAUGACGAAGUCAGCUACCCACGAUUCCUUUCUACAGAGGCUAUUUCAGCUAUAAAAAAGCUUCUGAGAAAGGAUCCAGAACAUCGCCUGGGGGCUGGUGAUCAGGAUGCAGAAGAGGUGAAAAAGGAGAUGUUUUUCAAGGAAGUGGAUUGGGAAGCCCUAUUAGCUCGAAGAGUAACGCCACCAUUUGUCCCAAAAAUAAGGAGCCCAUUUGAUGUCCAGAACUUUGACGAUGAGUUCACAUCCCAGAGACCAAUCCUUUCUCCAUUUUCUGAUUUCCAGCCACUAACUUCACAGGAACAGGCAAUGUUUGAAGGGUUUGAUUCUAUAUUUGAUCUUUAAUAAGGUAACUGACCUGUAUGGUUUGAAUGCACUGUCAUGAUGUAGAUUAGGAGUGCUAAAAGGCUGAAUUUGAAGCUCUUGUGGCUGCACAGUUUGAAACAUUUGGUGCUCUGCUGAUGGUAACUUGAAUAUUGACACUUAACUUCCAAGGUGACCAGAACACUGAACUUUAGUUUCAUUCUAUGAAUGCAAUUUAUUUUACUUUCCUAGAAUCAAUGUGUGAGCUUUAAUCAUUACACAGAAAUAUUGAGAUUGUUCAUCAUUUUGGAACUUAACUAUGCACAGUAGCAUUGGGGAGAUGUGGCUCCCAAAGUAACUGAGGCAUUUGUAUUGAGACAAGUGAACUAAAUCAUUGUUAAAUUCAGAAGUUGGCGAGGUCAGGUUUUUUUUAAAUUCAGACAUUCAAAAUUGUUGAUGUCUUUUUAAAAAAAAAAGUAAUCCCAAAACUGGCCUCCCAUUAAAAAGAAAUUCCAUUGAGUGG